AUAUGCAAAGAUAUAUAUGCACUAAGAAUUCCUUCUCAUUCUUAACUCUUCAAGGAAAAAAGAAAAAAGACAUGGAGAGCCACAGAGAGGACAGGUAAUGGGUUGUGAGUGUGUGUGUGUGGGGUUUCCAUCCGGGAGCCACAGUGGCUGAGAAAUGACAGUCAAGACAGAAUUUGUAUCCUCUCUAAAGAACAGAACCGAUAGCAAGAUUGCAUCUGUCCCAGCAAACCCAGAAAGUUCUCUCGAAUCAGGGACGAUCUUCACAGACUCUUCUGCAUUGCCCCUCUUUCUCUUUCCCAUGAUUCCUGGCUCGCCCUGCUCAGCAGCCUGCACCAGGCAUGUUGCAGCACUCACCGGUGAACCUCGUUUAAUGCAGCACACAUAGGCCUCUGUUCCCUUUAGACUGAUGUCCUUGUUGGCCCUGAGCGCUUGUACACUUGUCCACCUCCACACUUCUGCUCCUUCUGUGUCACCGCCUUCUCUCUGAAAGUGUCCCAACUGGUCCCUUUUAGCCAGAGUGUCUACUCUUAGGACACCUGACCAGCUCUCAGCUCUUCACUGCCGUUUCCAGAGCAUUUCAGGACUAAAGCACUUGCCGGGCAUCUGGCUUAUACUGCUUUGCUCUUCGUUGUCACUCACCUCUCCAGGCUGUGAGUCCUUGAAGGAUGGGGCCAAGGUUGCCCCCACAAAGUCCUACUUAUGAAUGAUUUCUGAGAAUGAAUGAAUCAGAGAAUUUAUGCAGCAAUAGAAUAUUAAAAGUGAAUGUUGUUUAAGAUACAUGAAAGCUCUGCACAGUGAAGCAACACAAUGAGAAUCUCUUAGACAAAGUGAAUAAUAAGCAUUUAUGUCAAUGACUUUUUAUAUUUUUGGCUAUCUUUCAGGGGCAAUCACCCACUCUCAGUUAUUCCCGCAAAGCCUGAGAGUUAAUGAUGCUUUACUGCAUGUACAUCUUAUCAGUCAGUGAUUCACUUAUUCAUUCAAUCAUCAAAAUAUUUAUUAAGUACCUACUAGAGCCUGCUUGCCACUCUCGCCCACAUAGCUCUUGACUUUCUCUGAAAAUUUCGAUUGCAUUUUUUGUCCACCACACUCAUUUUGGCACUUAACCAUGCAAUCUUCUUUGUUACUUAAGUCCAAGUGCUUCUCGCUCCUUGGUGACUGAGUGCGCCUGGCUGCAGUGGAAAAGAAGACUGAGCAGAGAAAUGCACUCAGAAGGGAAAGUUCUGGGCACGGGCUCCUGCAAGACUGGUGGCAGGCUGGAUUGGCCCUGGUCAGCACGUGGUAUAGGACAAUCCUUUCUGCUCCUUAGCUUGAGCCACGGUAAAGAGAAAGAGUUUGGAUUAUUGUGGAGGAGGGGCCCCUUCUGAAAUUCUGUGACUCUAUAGGCAGAAGUGUCCCAGGAAUUUUAAAGGUUUCUUAAAGCCCAGAACUCCUCAACCCCAUUUAAUGGCACCCCAACAACUGUCUACGUUACUCCCACUAAGACAUCGUGACCCUUGCUAAGUGUUUGCUGUGGGUGAGAGUUACAGAAGGAGACAUGGGACCAGGAGAAACUCAAAGAGCCAGACUUGGGGACACGGAAAGAAGAGGAGGGGGAUGAUUAGUUAAAUGUAAAGAAAUACGAUAGUGAAUAACGUGGAAGGAAGAAAAGGAUUGAUCCCGUACAUCUUUUGAAAACUGGCCCCUGUUGAUGAAGUGACCAAAUUGAGACAAGGGAAAUGGCUUGUCUCAGACAAAGCAGACGAAGAUGGCUUCUGGAAAAUCUGUACUGUAUUCCCUUUCUGGGCUUUGCUUACUACUUCCUGUGCCCGGUAGGCGUUUGGAAUCUCUGCUGUGGUUGCUUUUGGACCUCAUGGGUCUAGGGGGCUAGGCAUUGUUUUCUUGUGUAGAUUCGGUUGGGCAUAAAGGUUAGGGCUAUGCCUGUGCUCCUGGGAUGUCUGUUCAAUCUUCACAUCAGAGUCUGCCCUUUCAUGGCCUGUGUUCAAUAACAAUGCGUGAAUUGGUUUGCAUGCAUUUUGAGAUAAGAGGGAGUAACCUGCAGUUUGUCCAAAGCCAGAGGCCUCUGAGGUUAGGGUUGGGGUGGAAAUAGGAAAAUUGGGUUUUGACCUGAGUUCAGCAGUCAUUCUGAGUUACCUAGGAGCACACUGUUUGAGUAUUUAGGACCAGCAAGGCUCUACAAGCUACUGAGAUGCUUCAGUUACUUUUACUCUAGGACUUGGAAUAUGAAAAAAAAAAAAAAGGCAAGCAACUCGAUUAGUCUAAUUAGGUAAAAAGAAAUGUCUUCAUUAUUCCUUUUAUUUGUUUAAGAUUGAGAGAUUUAUCAGUGGAAAGACUGGGCUUGGGGGGUUUCAGCUUGGGCCUGGAAAGAUGUAGAUGCUGGAGAUGGUAAAUUUGAUGAAUCCAAUGUUGUAGCCUGAGAACUCCCAUUAGAAGCAAUUGGGGCACAGUUGUGCUUGUAGCAAAAUAAUAAACUCUGGGUGGCAAGUCCCUUGCAGUUGUUAGGUGGUAUGUCUGUGACCUAUUAUUAUUCGAGCAAUGAGAGCUUUGACUUUUUUUUUUUUAAAGUAUUGAUUCAUAAUGGUGACUAAAAAGGAUGAUUUGAUGUGAAAGCCCUGUGGGCCUUCUCUCUGCUCAUUAUUUUGUACUCUGGAGCUCAAUUACAGUUGGGUUUUGGAUCCACAAAUGUUUGUUAAAGUCUCAGCAUUGUAGUUUGUGCCAUUGUUCUUGGCAAUGUUGGGUGAGAAAGGUCUGGUAUGAGAUGGGGCUUUUGCCCUUGACGAAUGGACAGUAUAUCUCAAGAGACAGGCUUAGCUCAAAUGGAAAGCAUCAGUCUGCAGCCAAAGUGGGAGCAUGAUCUAAGUGGAAUUAGCUAUUUGGGUGAUCAGGAAUAAAGUACAGUCGGGGAAGGCUUCAAGAAUGUUGUUUAGGUUUGAUGGUAGAACUGGAACCAGGGGACAUUCUUGGUGUCCCAGGUAACUUUGGCACAAGAGCAGAGAUGGGACAGAGUUUGAAUGUGAAUUUGGAAUUGCCACCAGGAAACAGAUGCUAAUUAUGAUCAUGUACUGCAUCUGACAGGAGCAAGGAGGUCCUGAUGCUGAAGGUCCAGCUGGCUGAUAUUGAGCCACCGGUCACUACAGCAGACAUCUUGCUGGUCCGAAGUCUCCUGACAGCAGCGGAAAGAACGACACUCAGGGCCCACUAAACUAGGCCUCAUUUACAUUUAAACAGGAGUGUCAUAGACUCUGAUGGGUGCUGUGGGGACCCCAAGAAAUGGAGAGGAAGCUGUCUCUGUUUUCAAUCUGGUGGGAGACUCCUUAAGAACUCAUAAAAACAAGUGGAGGAGUAGAAGCAGGAGAUGGUCCUCUAGGGCUCUGUGGAGUGUCAGUCAGCAGAACAGAUGGGGUGGGGUGCUGUGGGGAACGGGUCAAGGCUGUGUCUCCUGUGCUGAGAUGGGAGCCAUGACUGGACUUUUCAGAAUGUGAGGAGGGUAGGUGUGAGGAGCAGAGGUAUGUGCCAGUUGGAGGAAUUCCACACAUGCCACACACAAGAAGAUCCUGGCAUCUGACUGUCCUGCCCACUACUAGUCCUGUUAGCCACCAGCUCUUCAGUGUGGAGUUCAAAAGAGGCAUCUUUAGGAGAAAAAAAAAUAAAACUAUGUAUAAGCAUUUGGAAUGGAAUCAGCCACUUGGAGGAACAAAAAAGCUCUGUGACAUGGGUGCUCAUUUCCAGGAGUUUAAAACGUAAUUGGAGAGAGACAUGUUCAAAUUUCAGUAACAAUGCAAUAUUUAAAUGUCAGUUCAGGAUGGCUGAAGGAGAAAUAUCAUAAAGGACAGGAAAUGGAGCCAGUAUUUGUUUACUCUCUGGUAUGCCUAGCAUCUCCUUUGUGGCAGAAGCACAAACGUCUAAGUGUCAGAUUACACUUUACGUUCUAAUGACAAUGAGCAAAGCAGUUUUGAAUCAGAUGGUUGAGAAGUCAAGGAAUUUGAAUUAAGACUGAACAGGUAGUGCAGUCAAAAUUAAGGGGCCUUGAAAGAAAGACUAGGGAAGUUAUUAUCUGUUCAAUUAUUCAGUUUAGCUGCAUUGCCCUCAGGUAACUCUACCAUUUUCAUCCCCAGUUUACAUGUGGUAUGGUGGAGGAUCAGUUUAAGUGACUACUAAUGCUGGAUAUUUCAAGACUUGGGGGUAUUAUGGUUCAAUGGAAAGCAAAUGACAGUUGGGGUCAGACAGAACUACCUAUGUGAUUUCAACAAAUAUCUCUACUUCCAUUUUCUUAUCUGUAAAAUGGGUAAAUCUCAGGUUUAAAUCAACAAAUAAACUUAACACUUAUUAUAUACUAUUUCCUUGUUCAAAGUUAGGAUCAUUUUCUUUACUAUGUGGGUGUCUUCUUUAAUACACUUAAACAAAAGAUAUUAUGAUCACAGUUACUUCUUACAGGUGAACCCUACGUAUUUAACCUAUUUAGGUGCUAUUCUGUGUAUGUUAUUUUUUUCUUUUCCUUGUAGAAGUUGGUGCAGAGAUUAGGAGGCCGAUGAGAAAACUGAUGCCCAGAGAAUUUGCAGAUCUGAUCUCUUCUGAACAACCUCACGGUGUCUCCUUCCCUGGGGCUCUGAGCCCAGCCGGACCACUUUCUCCUUGGAAUUUUGGGUGCCGUCUCUUCUCACCUUUCCCUUUUCCCUGUCUCCCUCCUGAGAACUCUUGGCAACUGGAGGAUUGUCAUGGAGUCCAGGGAAGUCUUAAGUGGCUCCCGGCAAAGGGGGAGUGAGUCGGAAUUCCUGCCAGUCUCCUCAGCCAAGCCCUCGACUACUCCUAGCUGUACAGGAGAACCUUUGCUGUCUGCUCCGGAGACUGGGAAGGGAAUCCCAGCAGGUGGAGAACGCAUGGAGCCAGAGGAGGAGGAUGAACUGGGCUCAGGGCGGGAUGUGGAUUCCAACUCCAAUGCAGACAGUGAAAAAUGGGUGGCAGGAGAUGGCCUGGAAGAACAGGAGUUUUCUAUCAAGGAGGCCAAUUUCACAGAGGGGAGUCUGAAGCUGAAAAUUCAGACCACAAAACGGGCUAAGAAACCCCCAAAGAAUCUGGAGAACUAUAUAUGCCCGCCUGAGAUCAAGAUCACCAUCAAGCAGUCGGACCAGAAGGUGUCCCGUGCUGGGAAAAAUAGCAAAGCCACAAAGGAGGAGGACAGAAGCCACUCCAAAAAGAAGCUCCUCACAGCCAGUGACCUUGCAGCCAGCGACCUCAAAGGAUUUCAGCCACAAGCUUAUGAGCGGCCACAGAAACACUCAGCUCUCCACUAUGACCCAGGCCUCCCACAGGAUUUCACCAGUGACACCUUAAAACCAAAGCACCAGCAAAAAAGCAGCAGCCAGAACCACAUGGACUGGUCCACCAACUCUGACAAUGGACCUGCCACUCAGAAUUGCUUCAUCAGUCCAGAGUCUGGCAGAGAAACUGCAAGCACCAGCAAGAUCCCAGCUCUUGAGCCCAUGGCUUCCUUUGCAAAGGCCCAGGGUAAGAAAGGCAGUGCAGGGAGCACAUGGAAUCAGUUGUCCAACAGUAACAAAGAUCUGCUCUUGGGAGGUGUGGUUCCAUCUCCAAGCAACCACAGCUCACCAGCCCCACCCAGCAGCUCUGCUGAGUGCAGUGGGAUUCAGCCCUUGGUAGAUCAAGAUGGAGGAAGUACAAAGGAGCCCCUUGAACCACCUACUAUAAACAGCAAGAAAAAGUCCAGCAAAAAAGAUGUGAUAAGUCAAACCAUACCAAACUCAGACCUAGAUUGGGUCAAGAAUGCUCAGAAAGCAUUUGACAGUACAGAAGGGAAAAGGGAAGGCUACUCUGCAGAUAAUGCCCAAGAGGCCUCACCAGCCAGGCAGAAUGUGAGUUCGGUCAGUAAUCCUGAAAAUGACUCAAGCCAUGUCCGGAUUACUAUCCCUAUCAAGGCACCUUGCCUCGAUCCAAGCAGCCAUAAGAGGAAAAAGAGACAGUCCAUCAAAGCAGUGGUGGAAAAGAUCAUGCCAGAGAAAGCCUUGACUUCAGGAAUCACUAUGAGCAGUGAAGUAGUUAAUAGGAUAUUUUCCAACCCUGAGGGUAAUAAGAAAGACCCCCGUGUCCCUAAGUUGGGUAAAAUGAUGGAGAACGAGUCCCCCUCAGCUGGCCUUGAAACUGGUAUAAAUGCUGAGAAAGUUGUCCCAGGAGGUGUACCUAAGCAGAGAAAGCCACCCAUGGUCAUGACGCCUCCAACAUGCACAGAUCACUCUCCAAGAAAGCUGCCAGAAAUCCAGCACCCCAAGUUUGCCGCCAAACGGAGGUGGACGUGCAGCAAACCAAAACCCACCAGUCUGCUUCGGGAGGCAGUCAUGGCCACCUCCGAUAAAUUGAUGGUGGAACCGCCGUCUGCUUAUCCCAUCACUCCAUCCAGCCCUCUCUACACCAACACAGACAGUCUUACUGUGAUCACGCCAGUCAAAAAGAAGCGGGGGCGACCAAAGAAGCAGCCUUUGCUCACGGUUGAGACAAUUCAUGAGGGGACGUCCACCAGUCCAGUCAGUCCCAUCAGUCGGGAGUUUCCUGGCACCAAGAAGAGAAAGAGACGACGUAGUUUAGCUAAGUUGGCCCAACUAGUGCCAGGAGAGGACAAACCCAUGAGUGAGAUGAAAUUUCACAAAAAAGUAGGAAAGCUUGGGGUAUUGGAUAAGAAGACCAUCAAAACUAUUAAUAAGAUGAAAACACUCAAGAGGAAAAAUAUAUUGAACCAGAUCUUGUCCUGCUCCAGCAGCAUAGCACUGAAGGCCAAAGCUCCCCCGGAGACCAGUCCUGGGGCAGCAGCGAUCGAGAGCAAACUGGGCAAGCAGAUUAAUGUCAGCAAGAGGGGCACCAUCUACAUCGGCAAGAAAAGGGGCAGGAAGCCGAGGGCAGAGCUGCCACCCCCAUCCGAAGAACCCAAAACAGCCAUCAAGCACCCGAGGCCUGUUUCUAGCCAGCCGGAUGUUCCCGCCGUGCCUUCCAACCUUCAGUCACUUGUGGCGUCUUCACCAGCAGCUAUGCACCCACUUUCGACACAGUUGGGUGGGUCCAAUGGCAACCUGAGCCCCGCCAGCACUGAAACCAAUUUUUCAGAGUUGAAAACUAUGCCAAAUCUCCAGCCCAUCAGUGCUCUUCCAACCAAAACCCAAAAGGGAAUCCAUAGUGGGACCUGGAAGCUGUCUCCACCCAGGCUGAUGGCCAACUCCCCUUCACACCUUUGCGAGAUCGGGUCACUCAAGGAGAUAACACUGUCCCCUGUGAGCGAGUCCCACAGUGAAGAGACGAUCCCGAGUGACAGUGGCAUUGGGACAGACAACAACAGCACGUCUGACCAAGCAGAGAAGAGUUCUGAAUCCCGACGGAGGUACUCUUUUGAUUUCUGCUCCCUGGACAACCCGGAGGCCAUCCCAUCUGACACCAGCACAAAGAACCGGCAUGGCCACCGGCAGAAGCAUCUCAUCGUGGACAACUUUCUGGCCCACGAAAGCCUCAAGAAGCCAAAGCACAAGAGGAAACGGAAAAGCCUGCAAAACCGUGAUGAUCUCCAGUUUCUGGCGGACCUAGAAGAGCUCAUCACGAAGUUCCAGGUGUUCAGGAUCUCCCACCGGAGUUAUACCUUUUACCAUGAGAAUCCGUAUCCCAGCAUUUUUCGGAUUAAUUUUGAUCACUAUUACCCGGUGCCAUAUAUCCAGUAUGACCCGUUGCUCUAUCUUCGUAGGACUUCAGACUUAAAGUCAAAGAAGAAGCGUGGUAGGCCUGCAAAAACCAAUGACACCAUGACAAAGGUGCCUUUUUUACAAGGGUUCAGCUACCCUAUUCCCAGUGGAAGUUACUAUGCACCCUAUGGAAUGCCUUACACAUCAAUGCCUAUGAUGAACCUUGGUUAUUACAGUCAGUACCCAGCUCCUCUGUACCUGUCACACACGCUCGGAGCAGCGUCCCCGUUCAUGAGGCCCACAGUGCCACCACCUCAGUUCCACACAAGCUCCCAUGUGAAGAUGUCUGGUACAGCUAAGCAUAAAGCAAAGCACGGAGUGCAUCUGCAGGGGCCCGUGGGCAUGGGCCUUGGUGACAGGCAGCCAUCCCUGAAUCCUCCCAAGGUGGGCAGCGCCAGUCUGUCCAGCGGUCGGCUCCACAAGAGGAAACACAAACACAAGCAUAAGCACAAGGAAGACCGGCUCCUGGGGACCCACGACAACUUGAGUGGUCUCUUCGCAGGCAAAGCCACUGGCUUCUCCAGCCACAUCCUGAGCGAGCGGCUGAGCAGCGCAGACAAAGAGCUCUCCUUGGUGAGUGAGAAAAACAAGCAUAAGGAGAAGCAGAAGCACCAGCACAGUGAAGCCGGCCACAAAGCGUCCAAGAACAACUUUGAGGUGGACACCUUGUCUACACUGUCACUUUCGGAUGCCCAGCACUGGACGCAGGCCAAGGACAAAGGUGACUUGAGCAGCGAGCCUGCGGACUCCUGUGCGAAAAGGUACUCUGGCAAUGGUGGGGACGGGGGCAGCGCAAGACCGGAGAGCCUGGAUGUGUUCAGUGAGAUGAACCCUCCAAACGACAAGUGGGACAGUGAUGUGAGUGCGAGUAAAAGGAGGAGCUACGAAGGCUUUGGAACGUACAGGGAAAAGGACAUCCAAGCCUUCAAGAUGAACCGCAAGGAGAGAAGUCCCUACGACUCCUCCGUAUCUCCAGGGAUACCAAGUCCCCACUUAAAAGUGGACCAAACGGCAAUGCAUGGUAAGAACGAGAGCUCAGCGUCCACCGUGAUGACCAGGAAGAAGCCAGCCACGGUGGACAGUGUUGCGAUCCCACCUGCCCCAGUGUUAUCUCUCCUUGCUGCAUCGGCAGCAACGUCGGAUGCAGGGCUGGAGAAUUGCCUCUGGAUAAAAGAAAAAUCCAGCUCCUCCCUGAAGAAGCGAUUUAAGCGGCGGGAGAUCGAAGCGAUCCAGUGCGAGGUGCGGAAGAUGUGCAACUACACCAAGAUUCUGUCCACCAAGAAGAACCUGGACCACGUGAACAAGAUCCUGAAGGCCAAGCGGCUGCAGAGACAAUCAAAGACGGGCAACAACUUCGUCAAGAAGAGGAGAGGGCGUCCCCGGAAGCAGCCCACGCAGUUCGAUGAGGACUCCAGAGACCAAAUGCCAGUGCUGGAAAAAUGCAUCGACCUUCCGAGCAAACGGGGUCAGAAGCCAAGCCUGAGCCCGCUUGUCUUGGAGCCGGCCGCCAGCCAAGACACCAUCAUGGCCACCAUCGAGGCGGUCAUCCACAUGGCCCGGGAGGCGCCGCCCCUGCCCCCGCCGCCGCCCCCGCCCCUCCCGCCGCCUCCACCACCCCCGCCGCCCCCGCCGCCCCCUCUGCCCAAGACCCCCAGAGGAGGCGGGAAGAGGAAACACAAACCUCAGCCUCCGGCCCAGCCCCCGCAGCAGGCGCCCCCGCCACAGCCCCUUCCCCCGGAAGAGGAAGUGAAAGCCAAAAGGCAGAGGAAGUCGCGAGGGAGUGAGAGUGAUGUCCUUCCCUAGGGUGGGUCUGGGCGUCCGAACCUGGGGCCGGGGGUGGACUUACACGUUGGAAGUGCAGUGAGCCGGGCUGGGCGGAAUCCCCGCCGCAGGGACACCAUGCCCUGCUCUCCAGAAGCUGGGCAGGGGCAGAAUCGGGCCAGAGGACGGGGUUGAGCCUUCAGGAGCUCUUGGCAAAGCAAAGCAAGGGGACAUCUUCAAAAGAAUGGGUGUGUGCGUGCGUGUGUGUUUGCGCGCGUGCGUGUGUGUUUCACAGCAGUUCCCACCAAGCAGCACUUCAGUAUGGCUAGAUCCUUGACAGGCAGCAGGAGACCCAUCCUGGAGGAAAAAGAUGGUGGUGCUCCCGGAAAGCCGCCAGACCUCCUGCAGCCAAGGCGCACCCUUGAUUCCAUUGCGGUUGCUGGACAGGAAGAUUGAAAGGGAAACGCCCUCAGUUAGGAAACAUUCCAAGGGGAGAAAAGUGGCACAUUUCUCAACUGGCUUUAUUGUAAUCCACUUCCAUUUUAAUUGGUUUUUAUUUCUUCUGGUUUUUCGAGCUAGGCUAGGCUUUGGGGCACCAAAAUCAUCUUCAGGUGACCUGAAUCUUUCUGUUAACAAUACGGUUUCUUAGAUAGACUGAUGUCAUCGGAGGGUGAAAUUCUAGUGAUAGGCAACCUCAGACAUGCAUUCAUACUCUUUUGUGUGUUUCCUCUACCACACGUACAGUGAUUUUUAGCAUCAUCUGUUCCAGCUUUUUCUUUGCACAUUAUACUUCCAUGUACCUUUUCAUUACCUUUCAUGCCUGAAUAAUGUAAACCUUACCUGUGUCGUCAUGUUCGUCCUUGGCAUGCUGUUCCAAGGAACUUGGCUUUGAAUCCCAGUCGUUGUGAAACGAAUACUUAGUAUUGAUAGAGCCUUUUAAAAAUAAGUAAUUUAGAGCAACUGAAGAUAUGUUGACCCAGGUAUCAAUCAGGUUAUUUUUAUACUUAAAACAUAUCAGCGAAGUAUAGACAGAUUAAAAUGGUUUUAAUGCCCCAUAGAAAAUGGAAUAAUUGACAAAUCACCAAAAAUUGAAACCCCGGACCCACCAGAAAGACAAGUGUCUAGCAAUGCCUUGUUUGUUUUUUUUUUCAAACAGAUAACUGUCAAAGGUCAUUGAAAAAAAAGGGAGCAAAAAGACAAUAGAAGUCCAUUAUCUCUUUUCAUGAAAGCAGAUGGGAUUAAGUGUUCUUAUCUGGCAAAAAAGAAAGGAAAUGCUCAAAGGGUGUCACCACUUCAAUUGUAUCACAUCACCUUGGACAAAGUAUCCAAGUUGUGGUUGCCUUAAUAAACUGAAACAUUUUGUACAUAAUGUAAUUAUAAGUCUAUCAGUCUGCAUGGAUGCAAACUGUGUGUGACUAAUCGUCUUUUAAAUGGUCAAUUUCAACUGUACAUUUCUCAUCCAAGUUGUACUCUAGCCAUUGGUUUAGCGUGGACAGAUAUUCCAUCUCUUUUAUCCAUUUCCACAGCCCAAGUAAAACAUGUUAAGAAACUCAGAAUGAAUAUGAAGUUAUUCCGUUGCCAUAGAUGUUUUCUAAAAGUCAGAUGUGGAAACUUCAAAUAAGUAUUUUCAAUUUCCUUCCUCACACCUCCCCCUUAUCUUCCCUAAGACAUCAAAUACCUGGUAUGGUAGAUUAUAAAAAGAGACACACUACGAGACAGAAUUAAAUUUUCUGAUGAGAAUGAGAAUAUCUGGUUUACCUACAAAUUGCUUCUUUACAGGAAGUUGGGAAGAGCAGAAAAUUGUAUUAUUACUUCAGAACACAACAUUAUUUCCUUAGAAAAAGAAGGAUUUUUGUUGGGAACAUAGAGUAAGGGAUGGGUUAUCUAUCAGAGUGAAUGUUUAAAUUCCAAGUUAAUAUGCUUGCAAACAUCACUGCUCUGUCAUGGCACCAGCACUUGGUUGAAAUUACCCACAGAGUCAUCCUAUUGUGUGCUAUCACCAUGGACUUCACAUCGUGUGCUGCCACUAAGUCAGUAGCAUUUAAUCCCAGCAUAUGUGAGUUUAAAGGAAUGCAGUCUCCUGUUCUUCAAAGCUUAUAUCUUAGAUACUGUUUAUGACCUAGGUUGACCUUUGGCAUUUCACACAGGUUGAACAGCAAAAUCAAACCAACCACUUUAAAUUUGUCAUUCCCAAGCCAUAUCUGAGUGGUUCCAAAGUCAUUCAAGAGGAAGGUUUAAAUUAUCCCUGCUCACCCCACCAUUGCUAUGAAAAGAGCACCCAUUUUCAUUCCAAUUAAGCCAUAAAGAGGUUUCUUUCUUGUUGGAUUUUGAAAAUAAUUGAUUUCAUUCUUUCUUUUGCCCUUCUUCCUUCCAGUGUUGUACUGUUUCCCCAACCAAAUCUGUGAGCAGACUAAAUCUUCCUGCAGAGAGGAAUAAGCUGACACUCUCUAAGCUUCUUAAGGAAGGACCUCAAGCUCAAUUGGCAUUAACCUCUAGUAGGUGAGAAAUUUCAAAUAACUCUAGGAUACAUUAGAAUUUCCCAACCAACAAAAGGUAUUCCAGGAGAGGUACAGCAGACUUAUACCUUAUACAUAAAUUCAGUUCACCAGUGAUCAUGUGAGUCAAAUGCAGAUCUUCUACAUUUAUGAUCCCAAGACUAGAUUGGAAAACUGCAGAGGAGCCAAACUGAGAUAAGCUAAUUCAUUGUUUGGAGGUGGAUGCAAGUUUUGUCACCUACAGGGCUUCUCUUUCCCAUCAAGUUCUUCCCUCAGUAUCACAUUACUUUGAUUUUUUUUCCUUUUGCUUUCUAUUAGCCUAAUUCAUCUUUCUAGUAUGGCCAUUUCCUCAUUUUCUAACUACCCCCUUUGCAUUAGCCUCUCCUGUCCAGGCUCAAUAUGGGGCCAGUCUCAUUUCACAUAUUAUUGGUAGCAGAACCAGUAUUAGAACCCAACUCUCCUGACAUGCACUGGGGAGGUCUCUUAGCCACUCAACAUUGCUUUCUGUGGCUGCAUAUUUAGAGAAAAUGCACGAGACUCCAUAAACCGCUCCAAAAGUAUUUCAUAAUAAGAGGAAUUCCUUGGUUUACUGUUCUGUUUCCUGCAAGACUUGCCUUCAGCAAGGAGGCACUUAAUAUGGACCCACUUAUAUGGAGUCUGAUUAGGGGUAAGCAAAGGGUGAAAUCGGUAUAAAAAUCACCUUGAGGGUGACGAUGAGUCUCUGAGCCAUCUUUCUAAGUGGCUGGGGAGCCACUUGCUUUUCAACCGCUUGUCUCAAACGAGAGGAACAGAGUUUAACUUCCUCUAAUGUAUGGCUCCCACUACAACCCGAGGAAGACAGGUUGAAGGAAAGGAGAGCAUGUCAGGGUUGGCUCGUGAUUUGACAGGCCUGGGACUCAACAGCCACUGACAGCCCCGAGUAGGUGACUAAGGGCCGACAGGAUUAGCAUGUUAACUUGGCUGCUGUCCGGAGUGGAAGGCCACAUUUGAUGGCAGUCGGAGUUUGUGUUCUGGGCAUUGCUGGUUCUAUAAAUAUGAUAAGCAAGUGGUGACAGAAUUAUAGUAUAAGGUGAUGUACUACAUGGAGAUCAUAAGGAUUUGGUUUUAGGACUUAAGUAGAAAAUCCACUCCUACAGCUUAUUACCCAACAAUAUUCAGAUAAUGAGCUUUUGGAGAAUAUUAUUUCCCUACCACUAGGAAGAUUUACCUGGGAACUGUCUAAAGUCUAUACAUAUAUUUCCAAAGCCUUUAAAUGCCAACUGCAGCAUGGGGGUCGGGGGGAGGUGGCAGAAGCUGAAAUGCCUCAAAAGCCAUUUAAGUGUUACAUUGCGGGAUUUUCAGUCCUUCACAUUAUGUAAAAGUAGAUAAAUAUAGACAUUAUUCUCAAUUCUACCCUAUAAUAUCACAAUGGUCCACAUGCCAGAGCUUACAGACAAUGUCAUCACAGUGCCUAGAGACUCGAACUGUAAUAUACCGUAGCAUUUUCUGGGUGUUUUUUAAAGUUUCCUUCCACAACACCAGGCUCCCUCUGCCUCUUGUUUCUUGGAGAGUUUGCCCUACUGAUGAGUCUGCCUCCCUUGUUGGACUCAGUCACUUGGGGAACAGUCUUAGAAGCACAUAUCAACCAAGGAAGAAACUUCCUGGAUAACUCUCGCCCACUUGCCCAGGUAUAAUAAACACUAAAGGGGGAAAAAUUGAAAAGAGCUGCCACUGGUCAACACAGAAGGGCAGUUCCAGCUUAGGUUGGUGUCUUUCUUUUUCUUCCUUUUUUAAAAAAAAAAAAUCUAUUUCUUAAAUAAUAAUAAAUGCACAUGAUGUGUUAAAUAUGUAUAUAUAUUUCAAAAGAAAAAAAUGGGGCACAAGAUUGUCUUACAAGUCGUGCUGGCUAAUUUUUAGUUUGUAUUCAUAAGUGGUUUUUAAAAGCCUUUUUUAAAGUGUAAUUUGCAUGUUCUACUUUGAUUGUAUGUAAACAUAUUUUAGAACAAAAAAUGUAUUUGUAUUUUAUUGAAUAUAGAGGCAAGAAAAAUUGUACAUUGUUUGAAAUGUUCUUUUUGUAACAGUUUUUAUUCAUAAAGCAUUUUUGUACAUUUAAAAUGAACAUGGACUUGCUGUUAUUUGAGGCGUAGAUACAUCUGGCAUGCUUUACUGUCAUGCUCCUCCAUGGUCUUAGAUGUUGGGUUUUAAACAUUUUUUCUAAAAGAAAGCUCAGUCUUUUUCGCUACCAGAUCAGGUUAGCACAGUAUAGAGCACUUAACUAUUAAAAAAAAAAAAGUUAAUCCUAUUCAUAUGUUAUUCAUUGUGUGAAAUUAAAGACAUUCAAUUCAGUCUAA
Messenger RNA from Bubalus bubalis (water buffalo), 14316 nucleotides. RefSeq names its product SET binding protein 1 (gene SETBP1). Bases 4713 to 9533 code for a protein of 1606 amino acids. Gene Ontology annotation, molecular function: DNA binding. NCBI's taxonomy places the organism in Eukaryota, Metazoa, Chordata, Mammalia, Artiodactyla, Bovidae. The transcript is spliced from 7 exons. The record is from RefSeq and is a predicted model, not a curated record.